Messenger RNA from Aquila chrysaetos chrysaetos, 4321 nucleotides. RefSeq names its product cryptochrome DASH-like. The record is from RefSeq and is a predicted model, not a curated record. Bases 152 to 1537 code for a protein of 461 amino acids. Lineage: Eukaryota; Metazoa; Chordata; Aves; Accipitriformes; Accipitridae. Gene Ontology annotation, biological process: photoreactive repair. The transcript has 13 exons. Gene Ontology annotation, molecular function: deoxyribodipyrimidine photo-lyase activity; damaged DNA binding; FAD binding.
GAGGGAGAAGCGGGGCGGCGAGGAGGGAACGGGGCGGGCUGAGGCGGCCGGGCCGGGCUGAGAGGCGCCGAGCUGAGGGAGGAGUGCCGGGCCGGGCUGAGGGAGGACAGAGCUGAGCCGGGUGAGGCGGGACCGGCCCCGUCGAGGCACCAUGUCGGGGGCGGCGAGGACGGCCAUCUGCCUGCUGCGCUGCGACCUGCGCGCCCAUGAUAACCAGGUGCUCCACUGGGCUCAGAGUAACGCAGAUUUCGUUAUUCCCCUCUAUUGCUUCGACCCACGGCACUACGUGGGCACCCCCUGCUACGGCUUCCCGAAGACAGGGCCCCAUCGGCUCAGGUUUUUGCUGGAAAGUGUGAAGGAUCUAAGAGAAACACUCAAGAAAAAAGGAAGUACCCUGGUUGUGAGGAAGGGGAAGCCAGAAGAUGUGGUUUGUGAUCUGAUUACGCAGUUGGGCUCUGUCAGUGCUGUGGUUUUCCAUGAAGAGGCCACGCAGGAGGAGCUGGAUGUGGAGACGGAGCUGUGCCAGGUGUGUAGUCAGCACGGGGUGAAGAUUCACACAUUCUGGGCAUCUACGCUGUAUCAUCGGGAUGACCUUCCCUUCAGGCCUAUUGCCAGGUUGCCUGAUGUCUACACCCAUUUCCGAAAAGCGGUGGAAUCUGAGGCGAAGGUCCGGCCAACCCUGCGGAUGGCAGAUCAGCUAAAGCCUCUGGCUCCAGGGGUGGAAGAAGGGUGUAUUCCUACAAUGGAGGAUUUGGGACAGAAGGAUCCUGUGACUGAUCCACGAACAGCCUUCCCCUGCAGUGGAGGAGAGAGACAGGCUUUAAUGAGACUGCAGUAUUAUUUUUGGGACACGAACCUGGUUGCAUCUUACAAGGAGACUCGGAAUGGACUGGUGGGAAUGGAUUACUCAACUAAAUUUGCACCAUGGCUGGCGCUGGGCUGCAUUUCACCUCGAUACAUCUAUGAGCAGAUCCAGAAGUAUGAAAAAGAGAGAACGGCAAAUCAGAGCACAUACUGGGUCCUGUUUGAACUGCUGUGGCGGGAUUACUUUCGAUUUGUGGCCCUGAAGUAUGGCAGAAGAAUUUUCUCAUUAAGAGGGCUUCAAAAUAAAGAGGUCCCCUGGAAAAAGGACCUUCAGCUCUUUGACUGUUGGAAAGAAGGCAAAACGGGGGUUCCUUUUGUUGAUGCCAACAUGCGAGAGCUGGCUGCAACGGGCUUCAUGUCUAACAGAGGGCGGCAGAAUGUCGCCAGCUUUCUCACCAAGGACCUGGGUCUGGACUGGAGGAUGGGGGCAGAAUGGUUCAAGUACCUGCUGGGAAGUCAUCUAGUCAAGAACAGGCGAGUAUGGACAAUAGCUGGAUCAGCUUCCAGAGAGCUCCACCCUGGCUGGAGGCAUCCUUCUUCAUUCUGUCCCCAUAGCUUCUUCCAGGAAGGUCUGAACAGGCUGGCAGUCCCCAGUUCAGCCCUGUGCAUCUUUGCUCGGUUGCCAUUAUCUCUGGCAAUACUGAUGGAGAGACUGUCAGUAGCACCAUGCUGAGCGGUGAAAACUGAGGCUGAGGAGGUGAACGUGCAUUUGUUCUUCACCAGACUGAAUGGUACAGACUGAAAAAGACCAAAUACUAAUACCAGCCUCACAUUAAAGAUCUUAUCUGUGGGUAGAUAAGAGGCUACUGCUAAUCAGGAAACUUUCUGGUCACUAGGAUGGCUGGAGGUACAGAGAAAGCCCAGUCACCUCACCAUUAUCUGUAAUUAAAAAAGCCUUUUUUGUGAAUGUAAUGUUUUUUUUUGAUCUUCCUUGGAGCUGGGCUCUGACAUGGCUUUGGCUGCAGAGAUCUACAGGAAGAUCUGGUGCUCUUCCCAUUGCUGCAUCUCACACCAGGGCUGUGAGCAGUGGCGGGCCUGCACAGUAACACAGUGCAGGACUUCUGCAGGAUCCUCCAGAAAGUGCUGUUGGUAGCUCCAUGCAGCGAUGCUUUUCCAGAUAAAAGCGAGAGCCCCCAGCAAAUGGCACCAGAGAACUUGUAUCGGAAAAGCGGUGGCCUUAUCCUUCAUAUCCUAGCUGGAAUUAGGAUGAAAAAUCUUACACUGAGUGCAUUUCUUUUGCAGUUUCAGUGGGUUGUAAAAGAUAGCUAAUACCCUGUGUGCCCUAAGCUUCGUAGCAGUGACUUGCCAAGGAGGGGCUGCCUUUCAGUAUGGAUGAUCUAACUUCUGUAGCCUGAGUAUGUCACACAGUGGCCCUCCAGAAGAAUGGUACAGCACACGCAAAUGCACACACACAUCUGUGCCUGCCUGUCCUGCAGAGUGAGCCUCUAGGACCAUUUUGAAUGUUUUGUAGUAUCUGGCUUUGGAUGGCAUCUAUCAGCUAUGGCUUUCAGAGCAGUUACAAAGGUGAUUUCAUUUCACAGAGAGGGCAGCUUGCUUCAUGUACAGGCAAGCCUUGUACUCAAAGUCACCCGUGGAUUAAGAGUUGGGAGUCAGGAAUCCAGGCUUUGCUCUGAUGGGGGGGCAGCCUUGCCUACCUCAGAUAGGAGCUUGGUUCACUUUGCAGUCAGACACAGAGGGCCACGGAAGAUUCCAGGUCCUAUUCCCCAAGUGAGGAAGACCUGGAAGGUCUCACACUAGAAAGAUGCUCCCUGGGUUACUUACCUUUAUUCACAUGGGCAUGAAUGUUACCAGCCUUGCUGGAAGCAGGAUUUAGCACUCUGCACUAGCCCUGUCAUCUCGGGAAGCCCCAGAUGCUGACUGCCACUGUAGGUUGGUGUGGCACAGGCUGAUCCUGGUGUCCUGUCCCUUCCUUUCAGCUUAUGUCACACUAAUACAUUGCUAGACAGCUCUGUUACUUUAACCUGGUGGCAUCCCCAGAGUAACAUGCAGGAGACAUCAGUUUGAUGGGGGAGAUAUGGCUAUAGAAUGGUAGAGGACAGUACAGAACUGAAACUGGUCUCGCUUGCCUCUAAAAAGGGAAAGCAAUGCGUAUUUCAUCUCUGAUACUUCCGGCAAAGGCCCACUGAGUGUUUGCACGUGUCUGUGAAGAAGAGGGUGUUUGUCAUCCACACCAGAUGGGCAGGGAGACUAAGGGAAGCUCUCCGCAACUCGCUGAAGCUAGGGGAAAGGCCAGAGACUUCUGGUGUCCUGAACAGAGAAUAUCUCAGCUAUGAUUUAAUUCACAGGGUCAGGCCCCAAGGACAGGGAGAGAAAGAAACAGAAGAGAAUGCCAGGAAGGGGCAAGGCUGAGGGGGAAAUGAGCCUGCCUCCUCCAGUCCCCCUUGGAUUUGCCCUCACCUCCCACACAUGCUUUCCUGCAUGUUAAUCGCACAAUCAGGCCUCCGAUGGCAUCUUUCUUCCCCUCCUUAUCUCACUCACUGGAGGAAGUGCUGCUGGGAAGGGGAAGCCUGGUGCACACUGAGCAUAGUUCGCUAUUGAUCACCCUGACCCCAGCUCUGGGCUGGCUUUGCAGAGAAGGGGGGAGGGAACUUGGCAGAGCCCAUUCCCCUGUGCCUUCUGCCAUCUGGGUGCAUUGAGCUCCUCGCUUUAAGGAGUGGCUGAGAUUUUGGAAACAUCACUGUGUAGAGUGGUUGUUGCUGUGGCUCCAGUAAAGGGAGAAGAGAACAGCACUCAACCUGCUCAGUGACGUGUCUUUGCAAACUCUGCCGCAGCUGCCAGCACUACGCUUUCGCAAUGCGGACAGCCCUCCUAGGAAUGCUCAGAGAUCCCACGCCCUUUUUGCUAUCACUGCCACUCCCCUCCUGAGCCAUGUUUGAAUUGUCCUACAACUGGAAAGCUUCUGAUAUUGGAUUUGAGCCACCCUGCCCAGCUGAAGAGCAUUUGGACUGGACCAUGUUCUGCUCUGUUUUGUGCCCAUUUCAGGAGCCUUGCUCCAUUUUACAUAAGCAUCCUUGAGAGCUUUGUAUUUGUUCAGAUGUAGAAUAACUUGACGACGUGCAGCCUACUAAGUACGUCAUGAGAGCUCUAGUGUUUCCCCUAGUAAAGCACCUCUCUCUGCCAAGUCCCUGUGAGUUGAGGCUUAUUCCCUGAUGAAGGUUGAGUAUAGGAGGGAAAAAACUGCAGUGUUUGUAUUGAUUGCAUCUUCAUACAUGCUGUGUGGUCACUCCAUACAGUCUGAGUUAGACUUUUCUCCAGUCUGCCUAAUAGGAUCUGCAGAGAUGAUUUUGUUAGUCUGUGUUCUCUGGGUAACUGGUCAGGAAGAAUUUUCUCUCCUAUUUGAAAUGUACUGGGCUACUGUUUCUUGGAAUAUGAGCACUCAAAAGCUAGGGCUAGUUGUCAUGAAGUCUGCCAGGUGAUGGCAGAAGGAGUUUUUUUU